AUGAGAAACCACAGUGUUGUUUCUGAGUUCAUCCUCUUCGGGCUGUCUGCUGACCCCCAGAUCGAGGCUCUCCUCUUUGUACUGUUCCUUGUUAUUUACCUCCUGACCCUGAUGGGGAACCUGAUGCUGCUGCUGGUGAUUAGGGCUGAUUCUUGCCUCCACACCCCCAUGUACUUCUUCCUGGGACAGUUGUCCUUCCUGGAUCUCUGCCACUCCUCUGUCACUGUGCCCAAGCUGUUGGAGAACCUCCUGUCUGAGAAGAAAACCAUCUCAGUAGAGGGCUGCCUGGCUCAGGCCUUCUUUGUGUUUGCCACUGGGGGCACUGAGUCCUGCCUACUCACUGUCAUGGCCUAUGACCGCUAUGUUGCCAUCAGCUCCCCUCUGCUCUAUGGCCAGAUGAUGAACAGACAAUUGUGUAUGGGGCUGGUGUGGGGCUCAUGGAGCGUGGCUUUUUUGGAUGCUCUUAUUAAUAUCCUUGUAGCUCUCAAUUUAGAUUUCUGUGGGGCUCAAAAUAUACAUCACUUCAGCUGUGAACUGCCUUCUCUCUACUCUUUGUCUUGCUGUGACGUGUCUGCAAGUUUUACUGUCCUGCUGUGCUCCAGCCUCUUGCAUUUCUUUGGAAAUUUCCUCCUGAUAUUUUUCUCCUAUGUUUGCAUUUUGUUCACCAUCCUGAGUAUGAAUGCUACCACAGGCAGAAACAAGGCCUUCUCGACCUGCUCCUCCCACCUCACUGCAGUGAUCUUCUUUUAUGGCUCAGGAUUACUCCGCUAUCUCAUGCCAAAUUUAGGAUCCACUCAAGAGUUAAUCUUCUCCUUGCACUAUAGUGUGGUCACUCCUAUGCUGAAUCCUGUCAUCUACAGCCUGAAGAACAAAGAGGUGAAGGCAGCCGUGAGAAGAAUUUUGAGAAAACGUGUCUAG
Messenger RNA from Lynx canadensis (Canada lynx), 918 nucleotides. RefSeq names its product olfactory receptor 8S1-like. Bases 1 to 918 code for a protein of 305 amino acids. The transcript has a single exon. Gene Ontology annotation, cellular component: membrane. Gene Ontology annotation, molecular function: G protein-coupled receptor activity; olfactory receptor activity. Gene Ontology annotation, biological process: G protein-coupled receptor signaling pathway. NCBI's taxonomy places the organism in Eukaryota, Metazoa, Chordata, Mammalia, Carnivora, Felidae. The record is from RefSeq and is a predicted model, not a curated record.